CACCCCUUUAUGCUUUGACAUCAGCUGUUCUGCCUACGGAGCAGUGGCGUCCUGCUUGAGGAGACAGAAAGGCGCACAUCCGUGAUAUUAUGUUGCUGCUAAUAAUCGCCGCGGGUCUCGGAGUGGGGACGGUACUGGUGAUUUUAUUUGCACCUCACAUAAGGAAAUAUGCAGCAGGAGGAGUGUGCAUGUCCUCAGCUAGUCUGGAGGGGAAGACAGUCCUCAUCACAGGGGCCAAUACAGGGAUCGGGAAGGAGACUGCCCUGGACCUGGCAGUGCGAGGGGCUCGGGUGAUCAUGGCAUGCAGAGACGUGGACAAAGGAGAAGAGGCGGCGGCCAGUAUACGAGCUGCGUACUCUAACGCACAAGUAGAGGUUCGAGAGCUUGACUUGGCGGACACCUGCUCUAUACGAGCCUUCGCACAGAAGUUCCUGAGAGAGGUUAACCAUCUUCAUAUCCUCAUCAACAACGCUGGGGUGAUGAUGUGCCCGUACACAAAAACAAUUGAUGGCUUUGAGAUGCACAUUGGAGUCAAUCACUUGGGGCACUUCCUGUUGACGUCCCUCCUGAUCGGGCUGCUGAAGCGCAGUGCGCCGGCCCGGAUCGUGGUGGUCUCAUCUCUUGCUCACAACUUCGGCUGGAUCCGUUUCCAUGAUCUUCACAGCCAGGGAAGCUACAACAGCGGAUUAGCGUACUGCCAAAGCAAACUGGCAAAUGUGCUCUUUGCCAGAGAGUUGGCGCGUAGACUCAAAGAUACCAACGUGACAGUGAAUUCAGUCCACCCAGGAACAGUGAACUCUGAUCUGACCAGACAUUCGACCCUCAUGACAAUAUUUUUCACCGUCUUCUCCAUGUUCUUAAAAACACCUCGGGAAGGAGCACAAACCAGCAUCUACUGUGCUGUGGCAGAAGAACUGCACUCAAUCUCUGGGAAACACUUCAGCGACUGCGCCCCUGCCUUUGUAGCCCCACAGGGAAGAAGUGAGGAGACAGCGAGGAGACUGUGGGACAUCAGCUGUGAACAUCUCGGUAUCGAAUGGGACUGAUUCAACUUUUAACCACCAUCUAUCUCAGUUCUCAAAAGGAGUCCUUAUUCUUUCUUUAUCAUUCAUUUCAUUAUGGUUUCAAUGUUCUGUACUUUGAGUGUUUCUUACCUAAUAAGCAGUCAGGUAAUACUGUAAGAGGUACUCUCAUGUGAAGUUGCUUUUUUGUGUAAUAAUGCAGUAAUUACAUUUUAAUAACUUGAGUAUUUUGGUGCUCAACGACAGCUGCUCAAACCAAAACCACUCGACUGUAUUAUCAUGUAAACACAAAUAACUUUUUGACUCUAUAUUUUUGUGACACAAUGUGAAUACAGUGUAGGCAAAAAAGCAACUUGAUGUAUUGUAACGCUGUAGGAUACUGUGAAGGGUCAAGCCAGGGUAAAUGACCAGCAUCUUUAUCUAAUAUUGUCUUUUUCUUUUUUAUUCCUGCAGAAUUUGCAGCUAAAUUGCUUGACUUUUGUGCCAGCAUUUAUAAACAAUUGCAGGGGUUCUUACAGUGUUUCCAGGUUGAUAAAACAAUUAGUAACCUAUCUAAGAUCAGCGUCAGUCUGAGCCACGAUUACCGCUUGAAUUGCAUAAAUGUAUUUUGUGAUAAUUGUAGUCAGUGUAGGUUAUUAUAAGGAGGUUUUUCUAUAUUACCCGAGUCAGACUUAGAAUCAUGUCGUUGCAAUACCUGCAGAGAACUUUUUGCCAUUUGCAUUGCCAAAAACUGCACAUUCCUGGAGGAACUACAGUUUUACAUUUAUAAGGAUCUCCUGAGUCAUGUUUCCUUUUCAGCAUUCACAGACAAGGUUGCCAAGAGUUUACAUUCUGUGUUUUAUACAAGUGAAACAUGCCUUUUACUACACUUAUAUUCAUGUUAAGAGUUGAAUGUUUACAUAUGAUGUAAAUAAACGGAGAUAUUACUAUAA
Epinephelus lanceolatus (giant grouper) is the source of this 1954-nucleotide messenger RNA. RefSeq names its product retinol dehydrogenase 12 (gene rdh12). The record is from RefSeq and is a predicted model, not a curated record. Lineage: Eukaryota; Metazoa; Chordata; Actinopteri; Perciformes; Serranidae.